This is a messenger RNA of Rhopilema esculentum, 9679 nucleotides long. RefSeq lists its product as uncharacterized. The record is from RefSeq and is a predicted model, not a curated record. NCBI's taxonomy places the organism in Eukaryota, Metazoa, Cnidaria, Scyphozoa, Rhizostomeae, Rhizostomatidae.
GCCAUUACGAAAUCGUUUGUGUGGCUUUGUUAAAAAGAACUGGAAUUAACCCUCUGGAUCUCAUAAAAUGCUGCGCCAUCAAGCAGGUUGCAAGAGAUGGAUCUGCCAAUCAAGCAGGUUGCAAGAGAUGGAUCUGCCAAUCAAGCAGGUUGCAAGAGAUGGAUCUGCCAAUCAAGCAGGUUGCAAGAGAUGGGUCACAACGAAAGCAAAUCAUGGGGGCGUAGAUAUGGUUCUAGCAAGUCUUGGUAACGGCCAUGUCAAGUAGUGGCGUGAAUGGAGAAUCAAAUUCAAAAAAAGUUAUGUAACAUAAGGUGGCCAUGGGAAAAAUUAGCCAUAAUGUGAUUCUUUCGCGGUUCUACGCAAGCUCUCAAUAUUUCAAAACUUUUGGCUUUAUCAUACUUUAUUAUGCCUUAUUGCUAAAACACGGCAUGCUAACUAAGGAUUAGCAAAUGUUUAGCAUAUAUCGAAGUUCAAUUUAGAAUAAAAGGAAUUUGAGUACCAGGCAGACGACAUGAAUUUAUGGUUCUUGUCAAUUCCGCAAAUGAAAAAUUCACUUUAGUUCAUCAAUAUCUUUAGGAACUAUAUCAUGUCACUGAAUUUAUCAUUGGACUUGUUGCCAUGGAAACAAACAGUUGCUAUCAAACAAUACCUAUACAAUUGCAGAGCAAUGUAAUGCAACAUUUUGCGGUUAGCAUAGCAGGUUCUCUUACCCAUAUCAAUCAAGGGAUUAACUGAAGGUCCGUUUGGUACCCGCAGCUUACCGCACUUCUUAAUUUUUACUAACGAGAUUAAGCGCCCAUAAACCAGUUGCGCAUGAUUUUCUGGUUUUGUCGAUUUUUCAAGUAGAAUGGCAAGGUAGCAUCUUGGUUCAUAGAAAAUAUCAUGAAAAAUAUCAUCACAAGAAGCCAUCAGCUCAGUGCAAAUGUCCGCCUAUUGCAUAAAUUUUAAAUAUUAGCAUCAAAAUGAUUUUAACAUACCUUUCAUUCGAUUAACGUCAUAUGCUGUGCCUUCUCUCUUAAAUACUGUUCACUCCUAGUUACACGUGCAUGUUUUAUUUUUAAGAACACACUAGAAAAAGGUAAAACUUACAAUUGCUUUCAAAUUUCUCUAAUGCUUUUGUCCAGAAAUAGUUGUUGCCAUUGGAAGUAUAGAUAUUCAAAACUUUGUUGACAUAAUUCGCUCUUUCUUUCCAAGUACAAUAUUUUUCUGAAUUGAAAAGUUUUUUGUAAGAAGUAUAUCUUAAUACCUUAAUAGACACUUAAGUAUUAAUUUGUAUUUUUGUUGUCAUCUUCACUUAGUGAUAACAUAUCCAAAAUAAAUUCUUCUCUCUUUAAUUGCCAAGUGUGUUUCUGUUUGAAUAGUUUGAUGUAGAUCCGGAGGACAGAGGUAGCGUAGCAUUUCACUUAAUAUUCCUUUCUCACAAUUGCAAAACCUAAAGUCAUUUUCAGUAUAUGAAGUAAAUAGAUAUCGUGAUACAUGAAGUCUUUUUGUUGCAUUUUACUAAGCAUUCAUUGCUAUCUUCACCUCGUGUCUGGCGUAAAAUCAUUUACCCCCCUAGCAACAUCGAAAACCAAAUGGAUGGCCGAGAGUCAUGAAAUCUACCUUUCUUGGCAGACAUACAAAUUUUUUUAGUGAACACAAAAUGUAAUUUUCUAUUGAUAAAUUGUUUGAGACCCUCAUGAAUGUAUGAGAUAUUGUCCUUUAAUGUCUCCAAAUAUAAUUAUUACCGGAAAGUAAGUUAUAUUCCACUAUCUGCCUCUUUUUGUUAAGACGGAAACUUUACGGCCAAUCUCAUUUGAUCGUUGUAGUGGUUCCAUGGCCUGCAGAGUCCACAGGGGCGUGGAACUUUACCACGACUCGAUAAAGACUACUAAAGAGAAGUUCUUUUAUAUAGAAGUUCGAAGUUUCUUCUUAAUAAUGGGGCUACUCAAUAAUGCCAAAUGUAGGAUUGUACUUUAAAGGACGAGUCAAAUGGUGCAAUUCCCUAACCACAGACCUGCUCUAAUUAGUGUACCAGUGCAACAAUCAUAUGACAAGUUCAGACAGAGUCGCUCAGUUAUGCCUGACUCGAACUAAUACUCACCGAAUAUCAAAUUCAGCAAGGAUAACGGUUCACCGCUCUCUUAUGAUCUUUUCUAUGCCAUGCAGAAGAGCUGUGGAAGGUUUGAUAUGUCGAGCAUGACUUCCCUAAGUUGCAACUGUGAAUUUAGCGCUUACUCUAAGCAAUAUAAAGCUAAAUAUCAAAUAAUAGCAAAAACGCUUUUUAAGGCAUCGGCUUACAAGAGCACGUGUUUAACAAGAAAUGUAAUUAUGCAAGAUAUGAAGUUAGAAUUAUGCUGUUGGGAACUCGUAAAGGCAUCAACCCUUCUGAAAAAUCUGCUUUAUUCUAGCCUUCAGCCUUUCUGUCUUUAAGAAUUAUACAUAUUGAUGCAGUUUAUGUUUCUGCUUUUCUAUUUAAAGGUGAAAGUUUUCAGAAACUUUGCACACGGUGAAGUAUUACGUCUCAUCUGCCUGUAGUAAUAGGUAUAUAACACAAGGACACAUUCACUAUUUGACUGUGAGCAUCAGCGGACAUAGAGAUCUAAUUGAGUUAUUUUAGAUAAUAAUAAUUAAUGACACUUGAGGUCUCAUUAGAUGGUCCGACAGAGCUGGUACAUCUUUGGUGGCCCUCAAACAAUAUCCUGGCUCUUUGGUAGGAUCAGCUUUUCUGUCUUACAAUCGUCUAUAUGCGAUUAGAAUGGUAGCUAGCGACAUAGAAAGUCAGCAAAUCUGUGCAUACGUGAGAAAUAUCAUGUGCAAAUUGCGUUGUGGGUGGGUAGGAAACAAGAGCCACAUCAAGUAGCCCUACACAAGGCUAAUGGCAUCAGCCAUCUUGAAAAUGAAAACAAGCUGUGCAAAGGCGUCGCUCACAAUGCAUAGCUCCGUGACUUAGAACAAAUGUAUUCACUUACUAUUGUUGUAAAAUGAAAAAAAUAUAGCUGAGCUUAUUAAUACUUUGAACCGUUUAUGCUUUUAUUUUGACUGUUUUUAGAACAUAUUCUCAUUCUGUGUGUAUCUAAAUCUAGCAACGGCUUAGCGUUGGCUUUGUUUUAACUCAUGUUAUUUGAUUUUUUAAUUAAGGUCCUUUUUGAUUUUUGUUCUCUGUUAUAACUUAUUUUAUAGGUGGCCAUUUAGUGACUCUCAUGUGUCAUAUAAACUGUCAACAAUAAAGUUUGAUGUGAAACUGCAACAAACAAUUAAGUCUAAAGAGAUUAACCUACUUCUGUGUUUCUUUCAUGUAAACCAUCGAUUUCUAGAAGAAGUCAUUUGACAGAAAUUAGUUUUUUCCACGUUGUUAUGUAGAGGGAAUCUGCAGUUAAAUGUCGUUUAUACAGUAUAUCUCUGCCAAAUGACAGAAUAUAUGUCGACCACUUACUCUGUACGACAAUGCAAGGUUAUGAAAUUCAACAUUUGAAACCAAAGGUAUAAGAUUGUUAUAUUAUCUCACGUAAACCUUGCACAUUGACGCGAAGUCAAUUAAAUCUAUUGAAUUUGUGACAGGAUAGCACCAGAUUUGUAAUCUUUCAAAUAAUUGAUAUUUUUCAUUAAUCAUCACGUUCAGAUUCACAGACACAAUCAAAAAGAAAGCAGCUGAAAAUCUGAAAUCGACUUUCUGCUAAUAGUAGCAUAUUCUAUAGUAGCUCAUAUGUCACAAUUUUCAAUUCUCCUUCAAGCACUUAGGUCAACCAACCUAUGUAUACAUCUACAAUGUACAUUUGCCAAACUCUUCUCACAUUAAUUUACACGCCAUUCCCAUUGCCACCAGAAAAUUUGUAGAGUUGUUGCCAUAACAAUCAGAAUCUCCGUAAAGCGAGUUCUCACGACUGCUUGCAUCCAGAAUUGGAUUCCAAAAUUUGAGUGAUUGCGCGACAAAAUCCAGUUUUUUAAAAUUCAAAGAAAUGUCAGUGCAAUUGCCAUUGCCGGUGGUAAUAAAAUGCUGGCACGGCUACGAAAAACAAUGAGUGUUUGGAAAUUGUUGUCUUGUUAAAGAAGAACAUCAAUUGUGAAAUUUUGAAGCCAUUCACACUAGACUGCAAUUUCCUUGCCUGAUUCUUAAGUACCUUAAACAUUUUGGACAGCAUCACUUUCCUCUUGUCUCAAUGCACAUUUAUCCUCCUGUAAAUAGGAUUUAAUGGGCAUUUUUCUUAAACUGAUAAGAUGCUAUCCAAAUUGUGAUAAGAUAGUUAUUUGCGUUGAAAGUGUUUGCCUAAGUUUAAAAAGGGUGCGGUUUUCCGGUAUACUCCUUCAUGUUCGAGCUUGUUUAGCUUCACAAGUUAGUUGAACUCUGCGUUGAAGAUGCAACAGAAGAGGUUUAGAAAGACACCUUGCAGUUGAUUCAAAUGUUUCAAGAAGAUUGAUCGUAAAUAUGCAGGUUAAAUGGACUUGAAUAUAAUUUACGAAAUCAGUCGUUUAUACAAAAAGAGCCGAAAAUUAUUACUUAUGGGCUAGAUACAAUAUCCUAUAGAUGUUAUGAAUUGUGGAAUUCUAUACCAUUAGACAUUCGGUUGACAAAAAAUUGUAACGCAAUCAAAACUUAAAUUAAAUAAAUGGAUCUUAAUUGCUCGUGUAGACUAUGCACAAAAUAUAUUUCUAAUAUUUGGAUACUUGUAAACAUCAGGAUUUUUCGUAGUUAUAUUUGUUAUUAUUACAAGUUGGUGUUGAUUAACUGUUUAUUAGUUAUUAUGAUGUAAACCAACAUUGAAUGAUGUGAAUAAAAAAAGUUUCGUGUGUUUUGUCGUGAAUAAAGUUACAUCGUGAAUAAAGCUAGAAUACAGAGUUGUUCUUAUGAAGAACGCAGUAAAUGUUUUUGAGCUUAAAAAAUUCAUUGUAUCACGAGGCUUGGCAAUUUUAAGUCAGCAAGUCACUCAUGUGAUUUUAAUUGAAUGUUGAGGCUAUUUUGUUGGUAAUUUUCAAGUCUUGGUCCAAGAUUGUUGAAAACCGAUUAUUGUAGAGUCAAAUCCAGCGUUUAUCAAAAAAAGGUGAAGAUUAAAAGAUUGAAUACCAUACGCUGAAUACGAAACACAUGCAGCAGAUGUAUAGACUUGUUUUCUAUCCAGGAACAAUAAUUUCAAUGCAUGCACUUCCAUGAGAGAUGUAAGCUCCAUUUGCUCAAAGGUGCAAGUAAAUUCAGUCCAAUAUUUGCUUUCGUUUUCCAUUGGGUAUGUGCCCUAUAAUGUUCACCUAUGGCAUUAAAUUAUAAAGCAUAAUUGUUGUUGUUUGUUUCAAAGUAAUAGCUAGAAUUUCAAAGGACAGAUGUUAUGAAAAGAAUAAAUAUCGGUGACGAUCAUUUUGUGUGAUUUCCUUAAUAUAUUGGAGAUACAAAAUUUGGAGAUAAAAAUGUACUGGAGUUCAAUUAUGUUAUUUGCCAGUAAAUUACGUUAAAACGCUCUCAAACAGAAAAUCAUUGCAAUGUCAAGUGUGAAUGGUUUUCAAGUUCGAAAGCCACUUCAAAUGCAAGCGCUGAAUAUGUGCGAAGUAGAGGCUACAUCUGUAGGUGAAUGUGAUGCAUAUCCUUGGCCAAUUUGGUCAGUUUUCCCACAGUUCAUAUUGCAAUAAUUAGAACAUGUUUAGACUUGUGUAAUUAUCAAAUCGGUUAUUGUUUGAAGAGAUAAUUCUAUGCCAUCUUAAGAGUAAUGUAAGCCGAAGAGAUCUCUCUGAAUACAACUUGCAGGUCCUAUUGUGUCCGGUUGAAUUGUAUUAAGUGUAUCAAAAAUCCUCCUUGAUUUGACCUUAAUGGCAUUGUUCUUAACGGUACAGGUUGACCUAGUCUAUGUUUUAUGCAUAUAUGCUUAUGAAAGCGUAUUGAAUGCGAGCAGAGUCUAAAUUCAAACGACAUUGAAAGCUAGCCUGUACUGGUUCGUUCCCUUGGCAUUUGCUGCGCGGCAGGGUUGUGCAGGCAACGCGCGAUUUCAGUCUCAAGAGAGCAAAGGGGCUUCGUGUGUGGCUCCUUAAUAUUCAAAGAGUCUACAAUAGGCUCCAGUCUUCUUUUAGUCUGAUUAGGAGGCCGAUCUUAUCUCGGCUUAGCGAACAUGAAAUAGUAACGACGAAGUGCUACUAGCUCAGUCCGUUUGAUUUCAUUAGCACGAGAGGUCGCUCAACAGAAGUCGCUACACAUAAGUUGCCUCGAAGUGUCCUUUUACAGAAGUUAUUCCAGAGAAGUUGCUUGAUUGCACCGUCUGAUACAGGCACAUACCAGCACAGAGGCACCUUGCAUUGGUUAUAACUUCGCUGAAACCGUUACAAGAUCUGCAAAAUGUUAUCCAAGGCGCUGAGGUCUUUUUCUGCGACAGUCUCUUCAAAAGGGGUCUCUGCAACGAGAGUCUUUUUUUCCAUGCAACAUUCUGUAUGCAGAUCAAGAGAUUUUUCUGCAGGAGCUCAAGAGCAAGUUUGCUUUCAAUCAUAUGAUAUGCCAAAAGAAAAUGAUCUGUACCAGCCAUGGAGAAUUCACAAACUUGUUAAGAAGAGUGAUGUUAUUCAAGCUCAAGCACUGAUAUAUGAUGUCUACGUGCGGGAGAUGGGCUGGAUGUUUGCUAAGAACAAUCCAACAGGCUUUAGAAUCGAGAAAUCUGACUGUGGAAAAAGUUUGCUAACAGACGAUUUGGAGGAUCAUUCUAACUGGUUUGGAGUGUUUGAAGAAGACAGGGUUGUUGCUGUUGCGCGCAGGGUUCACAGAAAUGCACAGGGUCAUCUUGAUCUCACGCGGUACGAAUCAAGCAAGAAGCCACAGAUCGCUCGCGCUGUUUGUCCGGUUAACAAUGAAUAUGUUUACGAAAUUCAACGGUGUGCAAUCGCCAAAGAAUACAGGGGAACGAACGUUAUUAUGUGCGUCUUCCAUUACCUGUUUCUCAACGCUGCAAUGAAUAAUUUCUCGAUUGUGGGGACGUCACCUGUCGGCAAGAUGAAGAGUUUUCUGCUCUCCACUCUGAGACUGCGAGCCAUUGAUCAUAACUUUCUGUACAGCGAAAAUCUGGAAGGGCCUUCAACAGUGUUCCAUCUGACAGUCGAAGAGGGCUUAAGAGCAUCAGAUAUUCUCGAGGAAAAAAUCCUGAAAAGGAGGCAACGUCAACCUCGAGCUCGAGACACUCUCCGGCAGCAGCAGUGCUGAAGCCAGUAUAUAACUCUGGGUACUGCAUGCAGAGAUGCAGUGAUGUAUAUUGUCAAUGGUAAACUCAAAAGUUGGCCAGUUGAUCGGUCCAAAAUGGCUAGCAUUCAAAUGGCUAGAGCUGGCCUAAUUGGACUACGGGUUGAGCUCGUAAUUGAUAAUUUAACAGUUCGAAUGAAGCGCAGCAGAUCACACGGGUCCCUGCAGAAAUCGCGGGCAACGAUACUACGGGAUCAUUGCUCCUGCUAAUUGAAAAGCAACCGAAUGUCCAGCUCAAAGGUUAUUUGAGUUCAUUAAAUUAAGCAAGGAACCUUGUUAGAACGAUAUCGCAGAAAGCAGGAUUUACUCGACCAGACAGCAGAAAACGAUUGAACAUCAAAGACUAUUGUGAACAAACAAACUAAAAACUGCCUUUAUUUAAGUAUAUAAUUUGACAGUGGUCUUCACUUUGUGAAAAUAUGCGUAGCUAGAAAAAGCCAUUUCAACACAAAACAAGAUUAAAGGCGUUUGUCAAUAGAUUAUCAUGAAAUGCGGUCAAAAUUCCCAUUGAUUAAUUUAUCUUGAAUAAAUUUAGCGGGUGAAGAAUGAAAAGAUCUUCGUAGCACCACAUUCUAGGCGAAGACUAAUUUAACCUGAUAUUGUAAAAGAAUUGAUGAAUUAAGAUUCCAUCCAGCAAGCUACUUUUAUUAAAUUUUACAAACUCGUCCUUUAAGGAAUUCGAAAAAAUUUAGCAACACGCCCUGCUGACAUCUAAAUAGAAUUGCUUACAUGCUAAACGAUUGAAAAAUUCGUUAAACAAAAUUUUUCUGUUAAGGAAUUCCUUUGCCCUUACUAACUUUAAAUACAAAUUGAAUAAAAAGUCAGAUAUCAACCAUAUUUGUUUUCAUUCGCGCCAUAGCAACUUCAAAAAACCGGUAAACAGUAUAAAUCAUAAGAAAAUCUGUUCAAUUUUUGGUUCUUUGUUUUCAGAUUUUGAAUGCUACAAAUUGUAAGUAUUAUGCAACAUUUGCGAAGUUCUUUUCUUAUUUGUUGACAUAACCUGCAAAUGAACUGUGCAUCUAAACAAAGAGAACAACUUGAGACCAUCAGUGAUGAUAAAAUAAUUCCGUUAAACUUUUAAAGCCUUUUUGCGAAGAAAUAUGUGAAUUGACAUCAAAGGGCCGAUAGAAAUUCUCGUGAAAUCCCAGGUCAUUGCACAAGUCUUCUGUCAGCCAUUGAAGCUCCUUGAGAGAGAUUCAUCAAAGUUGACCCUCCAGAAGUCUCUGCACGUUAUUUUAUCCAAGCAGUAUUUAUCAUGUUACCUCUUAGCUGUGCUAUUAUUAAUUCCAUUGUAUUUAAAAUUUCGUCGAAUUUUUCUUCAAUUAUUUUCUAAACAAUUUCGAUUUGAUGAGCUGACAAGCUGUCACAACUUCAGCUAGUGUGGGUAAUUUAUUAGCAUAAAUAUAAAUCGAAAAUUAUUUCCAAGCUGUUUGAAUAUUAUAUUAUAUUGUAAUGCGAAAGAUAUUAAUAUGCAAAUACGUCUCACUGCAUUGUAUGUCGAAAUUGUUGUAUUGUAAAUUGAACGUAUAUAUGAAUUUAUUAAAUAUAUAGAUAUUAACAUAUGAAUAUUGUAUACCAAGAAAAUAUCAGCAUCACGUAAGAAUUCGCUUGCUUAUUGUCUAAUCUCUGGUUCAGAAUCUGGCCUGGUCGCGCUAUGUUACAGUUAUGUCUCUUUUAAAUACACCUUGUUUGAGGUAAAGUACACCUUGAGAUGAAAUACUAGUAAAAUUCUCCUAUAGCCUUUACUAUCGUCUGGUUGCUUUUGUGCUGCCCUACUCACCUCUAGAAUAUCUCCUAUUGAAGAUGUGUCGGUAGUGUUUGAGUUUCGAACCUCGCAAAACAUAUCCUCGUUUCCAUCCACUUUUGUGACGUCAUGGCUUCCCUUAUCGUGACUAUUUACGGAAACCUAAAAAUCGAUAUUCUCGUGUUUGUUAGCUACAGUUACGGAAACAGUCGGGAAAACCAGGAUCUUGUCGAUAUUAAUGCUGUUUGGAAUGAAGGAAUUAUGAGUGUUAUGCAGAUUUAUUAAAGUUAAAUUCAUAAUUGCAGUUCAGGAAAGGAAUAUAGAUAGAAAUGAAUACGCGGGCUCAUUAACAUUAUGAUAAACUCUUAGACAACGACCAACAUCAUUUGAAAGGCUUAAUCAGACACAGCUUUGGCAUUUAAGAUGAUUUCCAACCAGAAUCGUGUCAGCCCUAACUUUCAGCCAUUUACAAAAGUGAUUAUGUAACGCUGACUUUAACUUUAUUUUUGUCUAAUAAAGCAUGGUGUUACAGAACAGUUCGCUGUAGUGUUGCCCAGUGGGAAGAUUAAGUAAAAGAGGUGGCUUAUCAAUGAACGGCGGAAGGUCCCUGGAUACCUCGUCAUUUUGGACACCCUGUCUUAUCUUUUGGGAUGCUGAAAAGAACUCCUUUUGAAAUGUGAAAUACUGUGAACCUUUUGCUUUGCAAAAAUGUUGGUCAUUUUUCGCUUUUUUAAGUCGAAGACUCUCUGUUUAUA